Acanthochromis polyacanthus (spiny chromis) is the source of this 2635-nucleotide messenger RNA. RefSeq names its product zinc finger protein 664-like. Lineage: Eukaryota; Metazoa; Chordata; Actinopteri; Pomacentridae. The coding region runs from base 576 to 1886 and encodes 436 amino acids. The transcript has 3 exons. Gene Ontology annotation, cellular component: nucleus. The record is from RefSeq and is a predicted model, not a curated record. Gene Ontology annotation, biological process: central nervous system development; regulation of transcription by RNA polymerase II. Gene Ontology annotation, molecular function: DNA-binding transcription factor activity, RNA polymerase II-specific; RNA polymerase II cis-regulatory region sequence-specific DNA binding.
CGCACAUGCGCAGUACAAACCGGGUUUCCGGGACGGAUCGGGUAGCGACAGCGACAGACAUUUACAUCCAUAGAUAUAUCUAUGUUUACAUGUAUAUGUUUAUGGUCGGAGUUACGAAGCAGGAAGCUAGAGAGAGACAGGCCGAGUGGAAACGUUGGAGAUCGACACACUGAAUGGUCUUUUUACGUUGGAGACAGACACGAGAGAAAUGGACAUUAUUUUCACGUAAGGAAAGACGAAGUAGCGCUAUGGACGCAUGAUUGUGGGCAUUUUCUGCACGCUGGAGAGACACAGCGGCCUAUGGACGCUUUUGCAUGUUGAAGAGAGACGGCAAAUAAACAAAUGUUUAGCAGCGUCUUGCAGGCCUGUCUGUUUAUUUACGACACGACAAAGAAAAGAACACAACGCAAUACAAUACGCGGUGUGAAGGCAGAUUUGCAGAGGAGCACACACACGCCCUUUACAACUACGUUCUACAGCAACAUGUCCAGGAGGAGAAUGUUGUUGCUGAGCAGAAUCUCAGCAACCAGGAGAGGAACUCCAGUGUGGACCAGGAGGAUCCAGAGCCUCCACAGAUGAAAGAGGAGCAGGAGGAAGUGUGCAUCAUACAGGAGGGAAUGCAGCUUGCAUGCGAAUUCAAUUGUGAAGAAAUAUCCAGAGAAAUAUUUGGAGUUUUUGAUAAACCACUGGGCCAGUUGGAUGGAGAGAUCAGUUAUGAGCGCAGGCUGCUGGAUGCCAUCUGGAAACCACGAGUGGUGUUACACAGAAUUGACCAUCCACAGCAACGUGUCUGUAAAGAGGGGAAGGGCCUCACUAAUCGACAGCUCUGUGACCAGGAGAAGAACUUUAGUCAGGACCAUGAGGACCCAGAUCCUCCACAGAUUAAUGAGGAACAGGAGGAACCCUGCAUCAGUCAGCAUGGAAAGCAGAUUGUACUGAAGCAAGCGACUGAUACCUUUCUAUUGACUUCAACUGAUAAGGACAGUGACCACAGUGAAGUAGAACCAAACAGCGACCAGCUCAUCUCUGACAGUUUACCAGUAGAUGAGAGCCCAUAUGAGGACGGAAGUCAGCAUGUAGACUCAGGGUCAACUAGAAAUGCUGCGCUGAAGCCAAAGAAGAAUCACAACAAAAAGAGCAGUCACAGUAACAAUGUAGACAAGUCUUCAUUGUCUGGAAUUCACCAUGACACUGAUGCAGGUAGAAAGUCUUUAAAAUGUGAUGUUUGUGGAAAAACCUUUGAGAAUAAGCGCAAACUCAAGAAACAUCACUACAUCCACAAAAGUGUAAAACCAUUUGCUUGCAAUACAUGUGGCAAAGGUUUUAGUUUCCGGUCUAAGCUGGAAAUCCACAUGAGAAGUCACACAGGUGAGAGGCUGUUUUCUUGUAAAGCAUGUGGGAAACGUUUCAGUCAAAGCAAUACUCUGACUCGUCACAUGAGAAUUCACACAGAUGAGAGGCCGUAUUCUUGUGAAACAUGUGGGAAAUGUUUCAGUCAAAGCAACAAUCUGACUGCCCACAUGAGAACUCACACAGGUGAGAAGCCGUUUUCUUGUGAAAGAUGUAGGAGAAGAUUCAGACAUCCUGGUCAACUGCAUGUCCACAUGAGAACUCACACAGGUGAGAGGCCGUAUUUUUGUGAAACAUGUGGAAAACGUUUCAGUCAAAGUAGUACUCUGACUGAACACAUGAGAACUCACACAGGUGAGAAGCCGUAUUUUUGUGGAACGUGUGGAAAAAUUUUCAGUAGAAGCAGUAAUCUGAUAGCCCACAUGAGAACUCACACAGGUGAGAGGCCGUUUUCUUGUGAAAGAUGUAGGAGAAGAUUCAGACAUCCUGGUCAACUGCGUGUCCACAUGAGAACUCACACAGCUGAAAGGCUGUAGUCCUGGAAAAUCAGUGAAAACAAACCUUGAAACAAAACGCAUUCAUUCACAUCGUUCAGGGUAAAAGUAGGUCUUGUAGAUUUAAAGUGCCUUUAAACCGCUUCAACACUGAUUCUGUUUGUUUAUUACAUGUCAGAAUGUGACACAUGGAGCUUUUAAAAUGUGUCAACCUGUUCAAUGGAUACUGGAUGACUUUUACAGAAACACAUUACAUAAAUGUCAAUUUUGAUUUCAUUAUUUUAGUAAUCCUCGUGUUAAGUUCAUCUUUAUGUGAAUUGGUUGCAAUCCAGUUCAACUUCAGUCUGUAUUUCCGUGGUGGGUCUUUGCUGAAAAGAAAAGAUAAAAGUUUUAUCUGAUAAAACUUCAGCUUUCUCUGAGACAGUUUAAUUCAAAAGUUCAACUCGAUGAGACUUCACUUUGCUUCAGAACAGUUUGUUCAGAUCAGAUGCCUUUUAUCCAACACACUUGAAGGUUUUCUUUGUGGUGUACUGACAUGUGUUGUAAUGCAAUUGUCUAAUAGUAUGUGUUGUACUUUAUUUGGACCUGAACUGAAACACAGAUUUUUUUAGUUUCUUUACUUCAUUUUUCUUUGUGACUUCAGUCUGGUUGGCUGAUGAAAUGUUGAUGAUAGAUGGCUGUGGCGUCACUGUUUGAAUUGACCAAUUUUAUUUCCAUAGCAAAAGUACUUCCUUCACUCAUUUUUUUGUAUUCUGAAAUGCAUUAUACAAAUAAAAAUGUCUUGCCUUUUA